AUGGUUCUGGAGCCUUAUUUACCGUACUUGUGGUGGGGACUUGCGCUGUACGUUCUUGUCCCGGUGGUUUUUUACGUGGUGGUGCCCUUUUUCUUCUAUGGAAACCGCGCGACUAAAAAACGCAUCAUAAUCUGCGUUUUGGGAGAUAUAGGCCAUUCUCCGCGCAUGUGCUACCAUGCUCAAAGCUUCAGCAAUCUAGGAUGGCAGGUUGAGUUUUGCGGGUAUGUUUCGGAGGAAAAAGCACCCGCAGAGAUCGAAAGCGAUCCAAAUAUUACGAUCCACGGUUUGGCAAGUUACAAGGCACGCAAGGGUCAACCCUUUGUGGUCACUGCGUUUUGGAAAGUGGCCAUUCAGAUGGUAUCAAUUGCCAAAGUUUUGUGGCAAUUGAGGGGAAGUGACUACUUUCUUUUGCAGAAUCCUCCCAGCAUCCCAAUUCUGCCAAUUGCAAGCGUCUACUGCGUUUUGUGCCGUUGCAAACUCAUCAUAGACUGGCACAAUCUUGGCUUUUCGAUACUGCAGCUCAAAUUGGGCUCUUUUUGGAACCCACUGGUGCUUGUUUCGUUUCUCAUAGAAUAUGCGUUUUCCAAAUUUGCAACCUACCAUCUCACCGUCACUAAAGCUAUGAAAGAGUACUUGUCAGAAACAUUUGGACUUUCACCCGGUCGCAUUGAGGUCCUUUAUGACCGUCCUGCGGCUCAGUUCAGGCCUUUGAAGGAAAAUCGUAGUGAAGCAUUGAAACAGGACUUUAUACGCCGGUUCGUGCCUGCCGAAUUUGAUGUUACGCAAAAUGAUCGCAUUUUAGUUACAUCCACGUCUUUUACACCAGACGAGGACCUGGGGAUUUUGAUUGGCGCUCUCAAGAUCUACGAAAAUUCGCAUGCGAAGUUCGACCAGGCACUGCCGAGACUUCUCUGUUUCAUUACCGGCAAGGGUCCUCUAAAGCAACAGCUUGUUGAACAAGUUAAGGCUGAAAAAUGGGACCGCGUACACAUUGAGUUUUUAUGGCUUACUUCAGAAGACUACCCAAAACUUUUGCAACUGUGCGAUUUUGGCGUCUCUUUGCAUACAUCAAGCUCGGGUCUUGAUCUACCCAUGAAAAUUCUGGACAUGUUUGGCUCGGGUCUGCCGGUCAUCGCCUAUAACUACCCCGUUCUAGACGAACUGCUCCAGCACAAUGUCAACGGCCUGAAAUUUUUGGACAGAAGAGAGCUACACGAAGCCCUCAUUUUUGUCACUAAAGAUAAACAUGUAAGCGAUAAACUCAAAGCCGGUGCACUUACUGAAUCCAGGAAUAGGUGGCAAGCUUCGUGGGAAAAAGCCAUGGAAAAGCUUUCGCUGAUAAGACGCUGA
This is a messenger RNA of Lachancea sp. 'fantastica', 1350 nucleotides long. The record is from the annotation of a GenBank genome assembly. Lineage: Eukaryota; Fungi; Ascomycota; Saccharomycetes; Saccharomycetales; Saccharomycetaceae.